GUGGGUACGCGCAUAAGCAUGCCCAGACACGCUGAGAGCGUCUAUAAAAGGCAAGCAAGAGCGAGGGACUUCACUUUCGAGUGAUCAAAGGCAUCGCGAUGGAGCAGAACCGACAGAGCAAGAGCGGAGGAGACGCGAAAAAACUUCGCCUGAUUGACGGAGUGGUACUGCUCUUCGUUGCAGCUCUGGCGGCCUUCUCGAUAUUCCAGCAGGUGCAGAUCCAUCGGCUAAGCAAGGAACUGGCCAGUAUGAGACAAGAGCAUCAAAAAAGCAUUAAGAAUAUGAAUUUGAGCGAAAAAGUACAUAAUUGGCUAAGACAUCGACGAAGUGCACAAAGUGUUGCCGAAAGUAACGAGGAUUACCAAAUCAUACAGAACAUGUUUAAGACACUGGAGAUGUUCAAGAAAGAGAUUGAACAACGACGAAAGAAUGACGCUCGUGUUUGCAACAGAACAAUCGUCUGCACUGGGGCCAAAGGGGGGCGAGGACCAGCGGGGCCACCGGGAGCCAAGGGUGAGCCUGGUUACACCGUCUUCGCACAAUCAGCAUUCACCGCUCCCCGCAAAGGCCAAAAAGGCGACAUUGGACCAAGGGGACCGCCAGGGCCAUCGAUUGAGAAACCAAGGAUACUUGCGAAACCGAGGGAUGUGACAGCUCAAGAAGGCUCAUCAGCGAAGUUUUCAUGUGUGUCUUAUGGAAAUCCCAAGCCUGAAGUCGAGUGGAUGUUCAAUGGUGAGGGUGUGGCCGCUAAAACGGGGAGAAUACGACUGGAUGGCAAUGGUGCAUUGCACGUUGAAAAUCUGGCGGCAAACGAUGCUGGUACAGUCAUGUGCACGGCAACUAACUUCCUUGGCAAAGUUACUGCAGAAGCCAAGAUUGCUGUCCACACUCCUCCUUCAUUGACGGUUGGAGAAGAAAGAGUCAUGGCGGACCUCGGAAAGCAGGUCGAACUGACGUGUAGUGCUACUGGGAUUCCUGCACCUUUGAUCAAUUGGAAGAGAAUCAAUGGCACCUUACCGGAAAACGCAGAAGUGACGUCAGCUGGUAGUCUUGUUAUAAAGAACGUAAAAGAGAGCGACGAGGGGACCUAUAAAUGCAUUGGGCAAAACGCAGCAGGGACGGCACAGGCGACCACGUUGGUGCUUGUCAAAAUUCCACCUACUGUUGGACUUGUGUCCCGAGAAGUUCUAACCUACACCGGAAUGGAGGCUAUGGAACUUAUAUGCAGGGUGACAGGCUUUCCAAAACCGGAAAUAAAAUGGGAGCGAGUUGAUGGAGAAAUGCCAAAAAAUGCUGUCACUACGCAAGAAGGAAACCUGGUACUUGCAAAAGUGACAAAAAAUGAUGAGGGAACAUACAGAUGCGUUGGUGAAAACUCUGCCGGGAAAUCAGAAGGCUUGGCUGAAAUUCGAGUGCAAAGUGUUCCCGAAGGCAGCAGACCAAAGAGCUGCAAAGAGGUGCUUGCAUCUGGCAAUGGAAUCAGCGAUCAGUAUCUGAUAUGGCUAAGUGACACGAAACCAAUUCUAGCGUACUGUGACAUGGACACCGAAGGAGGAGGUUGGACUGUGAUCCAGAAACGAGUCAAAGACAACAUAAAUUUCAAUCGAGGCUGGGAGGAUUAUAAGCUCGGUUUUGGUGACGCGAGUGGAAGUUAUUGGCUUGGAUUAGAGAAGAUAAGAGAGCUCACGAAAAAAGGCGCUGUUCUAAGAAUCGACCUUGAAGAUUUCAAAGGAAGCAAAGUGUAUGCAGAGUACAGCUUGUUCAAAGUGGACAGUGAGUCAGACUUAUUCAGAAUGCAUGUUUACGGGUACUCUGGAAAUGCCAGCGAUUCCCUGUCCUACCACAACAACAUGCCAUUCUCAACGAAAGACAGGGACUAUGACAAGCACGCUUCGCGCCACUGCGCAGUGUACUAUAGCGGUGGGUGGUGGUACCGGGGCUGUCACAAAUCAAAUCUUAACGGGAUCUACCCAACAGACAGUCAGAAUCACCCAUCAGCAAUUUCGUGGUAUUAUCUCAAAGGUCAAUAUGGCUUCAUUAAAGCUGUAGAAAUGAAGGUGCGCAGUUUGAUGUAAAACAAUGUGAUGUGAACUGUAGCACGGGUCUGUUCAGAGAAAACGAACGCUUGAAACUAUACUUCCUUGUAUUAUUAAAUGUCUUAAUGUGAUAUAGUGCUUGCUUUUAAGAUUUUAUCUCACCUGAAUCGAAAACACUUUCUGUCUCUUCUA
This is a messenger RNA of Rhopilema esculentum, 2228 nucleotides long. RefSeq lists its product as uncharacterized. The record is from RefSeq and is a predicted model, not a curated record. Lineage: Eukaryota; Metazoa; Cnidaria; Scyphozoa; Rhizostomeae; Rhizostomatidae.